AUGAGCGCGUCGUCACCCUACCGAAGCUCUCCAGUCAGCAAUGAUACACGCUUGCGUCAGUCGCGUCGUGAUGAGGCGAUCCGUAAGCGUAUCGAGAAUGAGCUGAGCAGGAAGGCAGGAAAGCCACUGACGCCACAGCAAAACCGUCGCCGAAACCAGGUGCAAGCCGGCACGGUGUCGGCGCUGCGACCCUCCCCAGCGCUCACAGUUCCUCAGAGUAUGAGUAUUACUGAUGCUAGUCAACUAUGUGCCGCAAAGCGUACUGAUUGCGUGUUGGUCGUCGAUGAUGAAGAGCAUUUGGCUGGUAUCUUUACGGCAAAGGACCUAGCGUACCGACAGAUUGUCGCUGGCGGAAUUGAUCCACGAAUGACGCCUGUAAGUGCCAUUAUGACCACAUCGCCUAUGGUGACGCGUGAUACGACGAGUGCGACCGAGGCACUCAACACGAUGGUCACGCGUGGAUUCCGUCACUUGCCUGUGUGUAACGAAGAUGGUGAUGUGAUUGGUUUGCUCGAUAUUGCGAAAGUGUUCUAUGAAGCCCUGGAAAAGUUGGAGCGGGCUCAUGGAUCUUCACAGCAGCUCUACUCAGCCCUGGAAGGCGUUCACAACGAAUGGGGUGGUGGUCCGCAAGAUGCCAUGAUGCAGUAUGUCGAGGCACUUCGUCAGCGGAUGAACAUGCCGGAUUUGUCCACAAUUCUGGACUCACGUACUAUGCCAUGCACUGUGGGUGUUCGUACCUCGGUACGCGACGCUGCUCGUCUCAUGAAAGAGCACCGCACCACGUCAGUCAUUGUGAUUGAGAAUGUACCGAGCACACAUAUGGAGCGUGGUACCACCACAGCCAAGAUCGCGGGUAUUUUUACGUCGAAAGACGUGGUUCUCCGUGUGAUUGCAGCUGGAUUGGAUCCGGAACGAUGCAGUGUAGUGCGCGUGAUGACGCCCCACCCUGAUACCGCGCCGCCCUCCCUUUCGAUUCAGGAAGCGCUUCGCAAGAUGCACGAUGGUCGUUAUUUAAACUUGCCUGUCGUGGAUGUCGAUGCGCGCCUCGUAGGCGUCGUGGAUGUGCUGAAAUUGACGUAUGCUACACUUGAGCAGAUCAACAGUAUGAACGGGGAAAGUGACGAUGGUGGUCCAAUGUGGAACCGUUUUUGGAACAGCUUCAGCCAGGGCUCCAACUCCAUGUUUGGUGAGGAUACGAGCGGUGUGAGUGGGUCCCUUCCCGCCCAUACAUCGCCAUCGGCUGCAGGUGGCCUAGACAUUAGCUCUGAGGUACAUCCGAACGACAGCGCAAGUGCAGUUGGCGCUAGCACGCACGAUGGUGGGUCUGCGCUCGAUGCGGCACCUCUGGUGGAAGCUGACGAUGGCACAUACCUGUUCAAAUUUGUGACGCCAAGUGGCCGCGUACAUCGGUUCCAAGCACGCUACGAUUCGUACGAGACUAUCCGUGAGAUCGUAACGAUCAAACUAUCUGGAGAUCCUUUCUUUUCUCAUACAGGUUCGUCUCGAGACAAGCCCGCCGAACCCGUUCCGACGGCGUUCGACGAGGAUGGUCGUUUGCCGAUACAUAUCUUUACACCUCCUUUGCCUACAGGUUUCCAGGUGAACCCGCCUGAUACAGAAGACUUUACCCUCGCGUACAAGGAUGAUGAUGAUGACCUUGUCUUGAUCACCGCUGAUGGCGAUGUACAGGAUGCUGUGAAGGUGGCGCAGCACCAAGGACGUGAUCGUGUUGUGCUCAUUCUCCAGGGCGGCAGGUCUUGGGACGAAGUGAUGGCUCGCGACGGUGCACACAGUGCCUAUACGUCGGCGACGGCGGGUCAAGGCCGCCAGCAUCACCAGCAUGCCCAGGACGAGGUAGUUCAUCAACCUAAGUCCGAAAAGCGUGGCCAUGCAGGUGCCUCGGAUUUGCUUUUCGGGUUUCUACCGAGAGACAUGGCCUUGCCAGCGGCCAUUGGAUUUGCGAGUGUCGCCGGCAUUGCUGCCGCCUGUAUUGUCAAGUUUGGUGGUCGGCCAUGA
Molecule: messenger RNA, 2016 nt
Organism: Malassezia pachydermatis
Lineage: Eukaryota; Fungi; Basidiomycota; Malasseziomycetes; Malasseziales; Malasseziaceae
Product: cbs-domain-containing protein
Exons: 3
Coding region: 1-2016 (671 amino acids)
Molecular function (GO): protein binding
Source: RefSeq, a predicted model, not a curated record